Messenger RNA from Lucilia sericata (common green bottle fly), 1914 nucleotides. Its product is annotated as caspase Dronc-like. Gene Ontology annotation, molecular function: cysteine-type endopeptidase activity. The record is from RefSeq and is a predicted model, not a curated record. Gene Ontology annotation, biological process: proteolysis. Lineage: Eukaryota; Metazoa; Arthropoda; Insecta; Diptera; Calliphoridae.
UAGUAAUUGUUUAGUAAAUUGCAAGCUAUUAAACGAACAAGUGCACUUUUAAUUAACGAGAUUCGCCUUUUGUUUCAAAAGAAAUUUUAACAAAAUUCAAUAAAAAUAUUUUAUAGUUAAACAAUUACAAGAUAUAUAAUUGAUUUGUUUGUUAGAUAAAAUAAUCGGGAUAAUAAAUAUAAAUUGCUUUUGAGAAAAUAAGGAGUAAAAACGAACAAAGGCUGCUGCAGAGUGAAGAAAAAUAAAAAAAAUCAAACAAAGGAACUGGCCUGGAAUAGUUAACAUUACAUUAUUGUAAUAAAAAGAUUCUCUGAGAGUUUAAUAUAGUCACAACAACUACGUCAUUAACACAACAACAUCAACAAUAAAUCCCCACAACCAUGAAUGAUAAUCAGCGUAAACGUAUUUUACAAAACAUUGAUUCUUUAGUAAAUUUUACCGAUUUUAAAACAUUAUGUGAUGCUUGCUAUCGCAAUAAUUUGUUGAGUUAUACUAUGAUACAAAAUAUUCAUCAUGUCGAGCCGGAGAAAUCUCUUGCAGAUACUUUCGAUGAAGAGACAUUUAAAAGGGAACGUCACAAAAGGUUGUUUGUGAAAAUAACAAAAAGAGGUCCUGAUGCAUUUGAGAUGUUGUGCCGUAUAUUAAUGGAUUUGAAAUAUAAGGAUGCUUUAAAGAUAUUGCAUGACGAUGACAAGGGUAUGAUUUCAAUAAGUUCUAGUAAGAAAACCGGAACAGCAACAUCUGGCAAUACGGAGAUUAAUCAUGUGAAUAUAGCAAAUAAUAAUAUUGAUGAUAGAGAUGGAACAAUAAGUAGACAGCUUUCCCGAUGCGAUUCGGAUGAGAUCACACUCCACCAAUACGAGGAUACAAUUCAGCCGAAGAAAGAUGUAAACGUUCUUAAGGCUAAGCGCAUUUUAAAACAUAACAGCAUCGACACCUAUUCCAUGGAAAGUAAAAGCAAUCGUGGCGUCUUCUUUAUGGUUAAUAUUGUAGAUUUUCCCAUGGAAGAGCGACGUUCGGGAGCCGAUGAAGACACGCAUUCCCUUUUGUCGCUAUUUAAGCAGUUGGACUUCAAAUUGUAUGCCUAAAACCUAACACAAAAGAAAUUCUUUUCUCUACUCGAUGAACUAUUGAGCUCGGACGAAAUUAGAGACACCGAAUGCUUUGUCAUGGCCCUAAUGACGCAUGGUCAGAUGUCGGACGGUGUACAAUGGAUAUAUUUCCACGAUGGCUCUGUAGUGAAAGUGGAAGAGAUAGAAAAGCGUUUCUAUCAUGAAAACUGUACACAAUUAGUGGGUAAACCAAAAAUUUUCAUUUAUCCCUACUGUCGUGGUGAAAUAUCAGAUAAGGGUGUUAACGUUGUCAAUAAAACACAAACUGAAGGUGUUGGCACAACACGUCGUGCUAUCAAUAAUAUUGCUCAGCUAUCGGAUGUUAUUAAAUGCUAUGCCACUACAGCUGGUUUUGUAGCUCAUCGUGAUGUUGAAAACGGCUCCUGGUAUAUUCAGAGUUUUGUUGAUAUCAUGGCGGCCCAUGCGCACAAUACAUCCUUUGAGGAAAUGCUUAAAAUUAUACAAGCCGGUAUUUCAAAAUUGCGCACAAAUAAUAAUGAACUGCAAACGGCUAGUUAUGUUAAUAUAGGCUUUAAUAAAAUUCUUUAUUUUAAUCCGGGCAUUUAUGCAAAUUAACUUUAUGUUCUUCCACUAAUGGACGCUGCCAAAAUGUUUUUAUUAUUAUAUAUUUAUACAAACAAUUCCAUAUUUUUUUCGUAAUUACUUAAAUUAAGAUAAAAGAAUUUCCAUUUUAAAAUGUACUGAUUGUAUUUGUGAAAUGUAUUACUUUUAUAGUUAAUUAAGAAUUUUAUUAUUAUUAGCAUAUAUAUAAAUAUGUAAUUACAAAUUUAUUUGUAAAAAA